Cynara cardunculus var. scolymus (artichoke) is the source of this 1842-nucleotide messenger RNA. Its product is annotated as probable serine/threonine-protein kinase At1g01540. The transcript has 7 exons. Lineage: Eukaryota; Viridiplantae; Streptophyta; Magnoliopsida; Asterales; Asteraceae. The coding region runs from base 138 to 1604 and encodes 488 amino acids. The record is from RefSeq and is a predicted model, not a curated record. Gene Ontology annotation, biological process: protein phosphorylation. Gene Ontology annotation, molecular function: ATP binding; protein kinase activity.
GACAGAUUCUGGCGCAGACUUGUCGGAGAAAUAAAAAACAAUCGCCGGAGAACAUCCAUUUUCCGGCUGUACGGAGACGCAUUUCCAUUCAUACACAUGCUCCGUUGGUUGUUUAUCUUCCUUCUAACAGUUCCAGAAUGUCGAUAUAUGAUAAAGCAUUUGUGAACAGCGAGCUCUCAAAACCCACCUCGAUAUUCGGACUUCGGCUAUGGGUCGUCGUCGGAAUCUUCGUUGGAGCUAUAAUUGUUCUCGUACUAUUUCUUCUCUCCCUUUGCAUCACCUCCCGCCGACGAAACUCCCCGUCGAAUAAAAGAAGGAAGAAAUUUGAGCAAACACAAACCCUAACCCCCGCUGUGUCGAAGGAUAUACAAGAGAUCAUCCAUCACGAGUCGUCAGCAGCGGUGGAUCACCGUCCACCGGUGCCGGAGAUUCAAAUUGACAUAGGGAAGUCGGAGCACCGGGUGGUUUUCUCCGAUCGUCAAUCCAGCGGUGAGAGUAGAGCUACAAGUAUCGAAACGGCGUCGUAUGGUGGUGGAAGUGGUGUCCCUUCGUUGCCGGAAGUUUCGCAUCUAGGGUGGGGCCGGUGGUACACGCUCCGGGAGCUUGAGGCGGCAACGAAUGGACUGUCCGAUGAAAAUGUGAUCGGAGAGGGUGGUUAUGGUAUCGUCUAUAGUGGUGUGUUGGGGGAUGAUACUCGUGUGGCAGUCAAAAAUUUGUUGAAUAACAGGGGUCAAGCUGAGAGAGAGUUCAAAGUAGAGGUAGAUGCAAUUGGCCGUGUAAGGCACAAGAAUCUUGUCCGUUUGCUAGGAUAUUGUGUUGAGGGAGCCUACAGGAUGUUAGUUUAUGAAUAUGUAGAUAACGGGAAUUUAGAUCAGUGGCUUCAUGGGGAGGUCGGAGAUGUCAGCCCUUUAACCUGGGCUAUCCGUAUGAAUAUCAUUAUGGGAACUGCAAAGGGUUUGGCCUAUCUUCAUGAGGGUCUUGAACCGAAGGUGGUCCAUCGGGAUAUCAAAUCCAGCAACAUAUUACUUGAUCGCCAAUGGAAUUCCAAAGUUUCUGACUUUGGACUUGCCAAGCUUUUGUGUUCAGAAAACAGUUAUGUGACAACUCGUGUGAUGGGAACUUUUGGCUAUGUUGCACCGGAGUAUGCUUGCACAGGUAUGCUAAACGAGAAGAGUGAUGUAUAUAGCUUUGGUAUACUUAUUAUGGAGAUAAUUUCGGGAAGAAGUCCUGUUGAUUAUGCUCGACCACAAGGAGAGGUGAAUUUAGUGGAAUGGUUGAAGACAAUGGUUGGAAACCGAAAAUCUGAGGAUGUGGUGGAUCCUAAGCUGCCUGAAAUGCCAUCGUCAAAAGCACUAAAACGUAUACUCUUAGUUGCUCUUCGAUGUGUAGAUCCAGAUGCACUAAAACGACCCAAAAUGGGCCACGUCAUUCACAUGCUCGAGGCCGAUGACUUGCUUUUUCAUGAUGACCGACAUAGAGAAUCUUCACGUUCCCACGAUGGUCAUAAAGACGAGAAUCGUAGAUUAGGCGAUAAACAGUCUGUUGAAGGAACAUGUGAUACAAGUGAAGGUGGUGAUAGUAGUAGGAACCAUAAGUGGAGAUAACAACAUAAUUGAUUCAAGGUUUGCAAAGCCUUCUUAAGCUUUAUAUUUAUUGUUUGUUUUUAAAUGUUUUUUUCUUCUUGUAUGUUAAUUUCUUAAUAUUAUUUUAAAGCCUAAAAGUUACAUAUCAUUGAAACAAACACAGUUUACAUGUAUUGUUAUUAAGGUAAAUUUAAUUACUAUUCUUUGAGAGUGCAUCACUGCUGUGUAGGAUGUACUCUUGGCUGAAUCUUUUGUACUC